This is a messenger RNA of Cyclopterus lumpus (lumpfish), 2436 nucleotides long. RefSeq names its product neuronal PAS domain protein 1 (gene npas1). Gene Ontology annotation, molecular function: RNA polymerase II transcription regulatory region sequence-specific DNA binding; protein dimerization activity; DNA-binding transcription factor activity, RNA polymerase II-specific. The transcript has 11 exons. NCBI's taxonomy places the organism in Eukaryota, Metazoa, Chordata, Actinopteri, Perciformes, Cyclopteridae. Gene Ontology annotation, biological process: regulation of transcription by RNA polymerase II. The record is from RefSeq and is a predicted model, not a curated record. Bases 1 to 2436 code for a protein of 811 amino acids.
AUGGCAACCAUGCCGUUUGUCAGUGAAGGGAAGUGUGUGAGUGUGGAGUGGGAUUUCCUACAAGGACUACUGGCCAAGCCACCCACCCUUCCCUGUCUCCAGAACCUGCGUAAAGAGAAGUCUCGCAAUGCGGCUCGUUCACGGCGGGGGAAAGAGAAUUUCGAGUUCUUUGAGUUGGCCAAGAUGCUGCCUCUGCCCGGAGCCAUCACCAGCCAGCUGGACAAGGCCUCAGUCAUCCGGCUGACCAUAAGUUACCUGCACAUGCGCACCUUUGCCAGCCAGGGAGACCCGCCCUGGAGCCCUCUGAUGGAGGGAGACAGCCACUGCCGAAAAGUAAGACGAUCAUCUAAUUCUCUAGCCACUGACAUGUUUGAGCAGCACCUAGGGGCGCACCUCCUGCAGUCUCUGGAUGGCUUUGUGUUCGUGGUCAGUCAGGAGGGACGUUUCCUCUACAUCUCAGAGACAGUUUCUAUCUACCUGGGACUCUCACAGGUGGAGCUGACCGGCAGCAGUGUGUUUGAUUACAUCCACCCGGCGGACCACGUGGAGAUGGCCGAGCGGCUGGGAAUCAGGCCGCAUCUGAGGGCCGAGGCCGGCUGCCAUACGGGCCCCGAAAGCGCUUCCAGCUCCGCAUCCACCUCAUCCCUGGCUGGGACUCCUGAACCCGCUCCAUCUAGUCCUCAUUCUCCUGCUGAUGAUCCUCCCGACCGCGGCUACUUCAUCCGCAUGAAGUCCACGCUCACCAAAAGAGGCUUGCAUGUCAAGUCUUCUGGUUACAAGGUAAUCCAUGUAACGGGACGAAUCCGCUGCCGCCCUGCACUUGUGCCGGGCUCUGCACGCUCAGUGCGUCGACCGAUAGGUUUGGUUUCACUGGCUCACACCCUCCCGCCCUCCUCACUUAAUGAAGUCCGCAUGGAGAGCCAAAUGUUUGUCUGCCGAGUGAACAUGGACCUACAGGUCACAUAUUGUGAGAACAGGAUCUCAGAGUAUAUGGAUCUGACCCCUGCGGAGGUGGUGGGACACACCUGUUACCACUUCAUCCAUGUAGAAGACCUGGAAAACCUCCGGCACAGCCAUGAGGACUUGCUAAGGAAAGGCCAGGUGGUGACGGGUUACUACCGUUGGCUCCAGAGGAGAGGAGGCUACCUGUGGAUCCAGUCCAGUGCCACCGUCUCCAUCAACCACAAAGCCCCCCACGAACGCAACGUCAUCUGGGUCAACUACGUCCUGAGUCGAACAGAGUUGCCCGACACUCCUCUGGAUAUACUGCAGCUACCGGAGAAUGUGAGAGCAGAGCGACUUCGAGUCAGCUCGUCUCCCACCGACAGUUCCCCCCAGGCUCGAGGCUCCACAGGUUCGCAACCAGCAAAGAGCUCGGUGGGGAAGAGUGACCCCGACACUAAAGGCAGAGAUAAAUUUACCCCCGCUGCCAUCCAAUCAGAGGACAGGAGGAAGCGCCUGCUGAGGUCCGACCCCGAGGGUGCUCCUCCCGAAACCCGUCGCAGACUGGAGGAGCUCCGUCACGCAGAGGAGAGUGUAUCGGCCUCUUCUGACCUGGCGAGCGAAAGCGAGGGGGAGGAGGAGGAGGAGACAGAGUGGGACCAGGGGGGAAACAGUGACCGACUGAAAGAGGAAGACAGUGGAGCAGGUAAACAGAGUAGGGGAGGAGACACCCGAGGGGAGAGUGGGAGCAGGGUGCACAACGGCCGGGCUGUGAUCCAGCAACUGAAAAGCGUAGUGACCCCGUCUCCCCUGCCUGGAAGCCCCAGCAUCAAGACUGAACAUGAAGCCUUGACCACCGGGGGGCGUUGGGGGCCACACACACAGACCUCCAACUCCCGCACACACACCACUCAGCCUCAACCCUCCCAUGCACACACACCCUCCAGCAGCCUCAACGGCGACAGCCCCACUACCCCGAUCCCUGACUCUUCUUCCAGCAGUGAGGCCCCCCCCAAAGGGCUGUUCACUCCCCCUUCCCCUGCUCUUUCUCCAGCCAUGUCUGUGUCCUCUCCACUGCCUCGCGACGACAGGGCUGUGUCGGGGUUGGUCACUCGGAGCAGUGGUGGUGCAUGUAGCACUCCUGACUUUGAGCUGCUCCAGAGACUGGCAGCAGGCGGUGCAGCGGGGCGGGUCCUCUUCCACCCCCUUGCCCUCGGCCCGCAGGGUCCUCAGAGCCUCUACGCUCCCAGCACUAUCCGCUACGCUCCACCUGAGCUGCCCCCCUCUCACCACCACGGCAUUGAACACAGCGAUGGCCUGCAGCUACGCUCGGACCACCACAAGGGACCCCCGCCAGCCUUCUUUCCCCACCUACAGCGGUUGGCCGGCUUGCCACCCUUCAGUGGUUUCUCCCCGUCUGACAGCCCUUUCUCCUCCGGCCUUCCCUUCUGUAUGAACGGACUGAGGGGGGCUGCGGGCUCCGAGGAGGACUAA